This is a messenger RNA of Humulus lupulus (European hop), 2078 nucleotides long. Its product is annotated as protein NRT1/ PTR FAMILY 8.3-like. Gene Ontology annotation, cellular component: plant-type vacuole membrane. Gene Ontology annotation, molecular function: transmembrane transporter activity. Bases 108 to 1886 code for a protein of 592 amino acids. NCBI's taxonomy places the organism in Eukaryota, Viridiplantae, Streptophyta, Magnoliopsida, Rosales, Cannabaceae. The transcript has 5 exons. The record is from RefSeq and is a predicted model, not a curated record. Gene Ontology annotation, biological process: oligopeptide transport; transmembrane transport.
UUUGUGAUUUUCUUCCAAACUGAAUUAUUAAAUUUAUCUAAUAAGUUCUAAAGUACUUUAUUAGUUAUUAGCUGGGGAAGAGUUGAUCAGAGACAAUAUAUGCAAAAAUGGAUAUUUCGGAUGAUCAAAGCUCACUACUCUUGGAAAAUCCUCUUCUUCAAAAUGGAGUCAGUGAUGAGCUUCGCACUGGUGAUGGCUCAGUUGACGCCAAGGGGAAGCGAGCAGUGAGGCAGAAUACUGGAAAUUGGAGAGCAUGCUGCUUCAUUAUAGGUGCUGAAUGUUGUGAAGGCUUGGCCUUCUUUGGUAUUUCCAGUAAUCUUGUUACUUAUUUUACUAAAGAACUCCACCAAGCAAAUGUGGAUGCUGCGAAAACUGUUUCGAUUUGGCAAGGCACUACAUGCCUCACACCACUUAUUGGAGCCAUUGUUGCAGACGCUUACUUGGGAAAAUAUUGGACCAUUGUUGUUUCCUCCAUCAUCUACUUCAUAGGAUUGUGUGCCUUGACUCUCUCAGCAUCAAUUACUCCAGCAUUGGGGCCUGAUAAAUGCGAGGGCCCUUGGUGUCUAUCAUCAGCCAAUGCUUUUCAAUCUGCUACAUUUCUAUGUGGACUUUAUCUGGUUGCUUUAGGGACUGGUGGUAUCAAACCAUGUGUUUCACCAUUUGGUGGGGAUCAGUUUGACGAUACUGAUCCAAAGGAGAGAGCAAAGAAGAGAUCUUUCUUCAACUGGUUUUACUUUACAAUUUGCAUUGGCGUUUUCAUAUCAAUGACUUUUCUUGCGUGGAUUCAAAAUAAUGUUGGGUGGAGUCUAGGAUUUGGUAUUCCUGCAUUGUUCAUGGGCAUUGCCAUUACUUGUUUCCUUUUUGGAACACCCUUUUAUAGAUUUCAGAAACCAAGGGGAAGUCCCAUAACAAGAAUGUGCCAAGUUUUGGUUGCCUCGUGCAGGAAGUGGAAUCUUGAGGUGCCUAAAGACACCACUGCUCUUUUUUAUGAGACACAAGAAAACAAUUCUGGCAUGGAAGGAGGCUGCAAUAAACUUGAACAUACUAAUUCACUGAGGUUUCUCGAUAAGGCAGCUGUGAUGUCUGACAGUGAGAUUGGAAAUAGUGGGAACUCGUUAAAUCUGUGGAGACUUUGUAGUGUAAAUCAGGUUGAAGAACUGAAGACUUUGAUCUGUUUGUUACCAAUCUUGGCUACUGGAAUAGUCUACACUGUUGAUGUUGCUCAAAUUUCUACAAUGAUGCUGGAACAAGGCAUGACGAUGGACUCAACUAUUGGUUCUUUAACCAUUCCUCCAGCCGCUCUCUCAGCAUGCGGCAUAGUUGUUAUUCUUUUGGUUGUUCCCAUGUAUGACAGGGUACUUGUCCCUAUUGUUAGAAGAUUUACAGGCAACGAAAAAGGCUUCACUGAGUUGCAACGAAUUGGCAUUGGCCUCUUCAUUUCGGUUCUAAGCAUGUCAGCAGCUGCAGUUUUAGAAAUGUAUAGACUUUAUCUUUCCGAAGAACUUGGUUUAGCUAACAAAAAAGUCAGUGUACCACUCAGUAUAUUAUGGCAAAUACCUCAGUAUGUUUUGGUGGGAACGGCGCAAGUAUUCACUUCCAUUGGACAGAUAGAGUUCUUCUAUGAAGAGUCGCCAAGUACUAUGAGGAGUUUAUGCAGUGCAUUAAUACUUCUUACCCUUUCAUUGGGAUACUAUUUGAGCUCUUUUAUUCUUACAAUGGUAACUUAUUUCUCAACAAGGGGUGGCAAAGUUGGAUGGCUUCCAGACAAUCUGAAUGAAGGUCAUCUUGAUUAUUUCUUCUGGUUUUUGGCAGCUCUUAGCUUCUUGAAUUGGUUGGUUUACAUGGUCUUUGCCAUGAAGUUCAAACACAAGAAGUGUGCUUAUUAAGGUUUGUUCAUGGACAUGGAGGUAUCACUUCUGAGAAAUAUCAUGAACUUUAUAAAAGUACUUAGUUCAAUUAUGUGCAGACCAAGUAUAAAAUUACUUUUUUUUUAUUUCAUGUUGGUCUGUAUUAAUGCAUAUUCAAUUAUUCAUUCAUGUUGCCUGUAUUUGGAGAGACUUUUUCUAGUUUUAUCAUUA